Molecule: messenger RNA, 273 nt
Organism: Dovyalis caffra
Lineage: Eukaryota; Viridiplantae; Streptophyta; Magnoliopsida; Malpighiales; Salicaceae
Source: the annotation of a GenBank genome assembly
AUGGUGCAGAAGAGCAAAAAAUUGCUUCCGGUUGAUUGGCUACCCGGAUCGGGUGGGGAGAUAGGGCGAAAAGUGAAGGAAAAAUCGAGUGCAAAGGGAAAGCUGCACCCACGCAUAGGUACGGGGAAAGGAAGAACGGGAAGUGUUCGCGCUAAUACUGCACGAGUAGGCAUAAAUGGAGGAGUUUCCACAUCCAUAACCGAUGCCGACAAAAGUGGGCUUGCAGGGCUAACCACGGAUCAAUGGCAACGACCGGUGGAGAUGCUCGAAUAA